Bicyclus anynana (squinting bush brown) is the source of this 16937-nucleotide messenger RNA. RefSeq names its product spectrin beta chain, non-erythrocytic 5 (gene kst). Gene Ontology annotation, cellular component: plasma membrane; cortical actin cytoskeleton; cell junction. The transcript is spliced from 84 exons. Gene Ontology annotation, molecular function: phospholipid binding; actin filament binding. Gene Ontology annotation, biological process: actin cytoskeleton organization. The record is from RefSeq and is a predicted model, not a curated record. The coding region runs from base 10 to 12912 and encodes 4300 amino acids. Lineage: Eukaryota; Metazoa; Arthropoda; Insecta; Lepidoptera; Nymphalidae.
GAUGACGUCAUGCAGUCGAGACCGCUGAGCAAUGUCAGCAUACAGUCUUAUCAGGACUACCAGCCUAGUAGGAGAUAUGGGCAGCAGUAUGAGCCGGGCGGGUACGCGGCGGCAGUGCAGCAGCGUACCAACAUGACGCAGAGGGAGGACGCGCUGAAGUUCGAGCAGGGCCGCAUACGGGCGCUGCAAGAAGAGAGAUUGCACAUACAGAAGAAGACCUUCACCAAAUGGAUCAACUCCUUCUUGCAGAAGGCGCGCAUGGAGGUGGAGGACCUGUUCGCGGACCUGGCGGAUGGGAGGCGUUUGCUGAAGCUGCUGGAGAUCAUCAGCGGCGAGCGCCUGCCGCGCCCCAACUCCGGCCGCAUGCGGGUGCACAAGAUAGAGAAUGUCAACAAGUCGCUCAGCUUCCUGCACACUAAGGUGCGGUUGGAGUCCAUCGGCGCGGAGGACAUAGUAGAUGGCAACCCUCGGCUCAUCCUGGGGCUCAUCUGGACCAUCAUCCUGCGGUUCCAGAUACAAGAGAUCGAGAUCGAUGUGGACGAAGAGAAUGAGUCAUCAGAGAAGAAGUCAGCAAAGGAUGCUUUGCUUCUGUGGUGCCAGCGCAAGACGAGCGGCUAUCAUGGCGUGCAUAUACACAACUUUACCGAUUCCUGGCGCUCCGGAUUAGGAUUCAAUGCUCUUAUACACGCUCACAGACCGGACCUGUUCCGUUGGUCGGAGGUGCCCACGACGGAGCACGUGGAGACCCUCAACCAUGCGUUCGACGUCGCGCACCGCCACCUCGGCAUACCGCGCCUGCUGGACGCUGAAGGUACGUGUCAACUACACUCUAUACUCAGACCGGACCUGUUCCGUUGGUCGGAGGUGCCCACGACGGAGCACGUGGAGACCCUCAACCAUGCGUUCGACGUCGCGCACCGCCACCUCGGCAUACCGCGCCUGCUGGACGCUGAAGGUACGUGUCAACUACACUCUAUACUCAGACCGGACCUGUUCCGUUGGUCGGAGGUGCCCACGACGGAGCACGUGGAGACCCUCAACCAUGCGUUCGACGUCGCGCACCGCCACCUCGGCAUACCGCGCCUGCUGGACGCUGAAGACGUGGACACGACGCGUCCAGACGAGAAAUCGGUGAUGACGUACGUGGCCAGCUACUACCACACCUUCGCGCGCAUGAAGAACGAACAGAAGAGCGGGCGCAGGAUCGCCAACAUCAUCGGCCAGCUGAUGGACUGCGACGGGCGCAAGGCGGAGUACAGCCGCCUGGUGUGCACGCUGCUGGAGUGGAUCCGCAUGAAGAUCCAGGAGCUGAACUGCCGCGAGCUGCCCAACUCGCUCGACGGCAUCCAGAGGUUGCUGCUGGCCUUCAAGCAGUACAGGACUGUGGAGAAACCACCAAAAUACAAGGAGCGUUCAGAGAUCGAAGCGCUAUACUUUGACAUCAACACCAUGAACAAGAGUCUGGUGGGCGAGCCCUGGGCCCCGCUGGAGGGGCAGCUGCCCCAGGACUUGGAGAGGGCUUGGCAACAGCUGGAGCAGGCGGAGCACGCCCGCGAGCUGGCGCUCAGGACAGAGUUGCUGCGUCAGCAGCGCUUGGAACAACUCGCUUACAAAUUCCACACCAAGUCCGUGCUACGCAAAGGGUACCUCAAGGAGAUGAUCCAAGUGUUGUCCGACCCGCGCUACGGGUCCAACGUGGCGCAAGUCGACGCCACUGUGAAGAAGCACGAGGCUAUAUCAGCUGACAUAUUGGCGAGGACCGAACGUUUCGAAGAUCUGUCAGCUAUGGCGGCGGAGUUAGUGAAAGAGAACUACCACGGAGCCGAGACAGUCUCGCGGACUGAGCAAGCGGUGCUGCAGCGCUGGAAGGAGCUGCUGGAACUGCUGGAGAGGCACCGGAGCUCGCUGGCUAAGCUGGCUCAUCUCAUGUCCUUGCUGAGAGAGGCAGAUGCUGUGGCGCAUACGUUGGGAGAGAUGAAGGCCCAAUUCCAAUCUGAAGAGGUAGGCCGCCACCUGGUGGACGUGGAGCGCCUGCUGCAACAGCACGCGCUCCAGGAGCUGCAGCUUGGAGCGCUGGAGGAGAGCAUCAGGCGGCUGGUGCGGCACGGCGCGGGCGCCGACGGGCCUCAGCAGACCACACAACAGCUGCACAACCAGCUGCAGCAGCUGGAGGACUCGCUCACUGAAUUAGUGGCAGCAGCCAAAGACCGCAAAGCGCGGCUAGAAGACGCUAGGAACUUGUACCAGUUCCUGGAAGAUCACGACGAGGAAGAAGGCUGGGUGACAGAAAAGCAACGUAUUUGUCGCGCUGACGUGGCAGCCAAAGACCUACGUGCAGUACAAGCAUUAAGACAGAAGCACACUGCACUGUUGCACGAGCUACGCGCCAGAGACCUGGUCGCGCAACGACACCGCUCCAAGGGACAGAGCCUGAUAGACGCGAAGCACCCGAAGAGUGUGGAGAUAGAGCGGCGGCUCGCGUCGCUCAACAAGCAGUGGGAGGUGCUGAGGCAGUUGGCGGAGGCCAGGGAGAAGCAGUUGGCAGACGCUGCGGAAGCUCACCAGUUCUACGGUGACGCGAACGAAGCAGAGUCGUGGAUGCGCGAGAAGCGAGCGGUCGUCGCCAGCUCGGACUGCGGGCGCGACGCCGCCGGCGCUGCAGCGCUACUGGCGCGUCAGCGUCUACUGCACGACGAGCUGCGCGCGCACGCUGCAGAGCUGAAAGCGCUGGCUGGUGUAGCGCAGAGACUGAAGGCGCAAGGCAUACAUACAUUACAGUUGCCAACGGAGGUAGAAGCCAGCGCUGGUCUAGAACAAGAGGAGUGGGUGAACGAGUCUCGACUGGUGCCCACCGAAGUAUGGGAGGAGGAGCCCGUUGAAAGACUCGAGCACCGCACUGUUACCGAGCAAAGAAGCGUGCCACAGGUCAAAGCUCUAUACGCAUUCAGUGGUCAGGGCAUCACGAUAGCGAAGGGGGAAGUGAUGUUCCUAAUCAGCAAGACCAACCCGGACUGGUGGUCCGUGCGCAAAGCGGACCGCACCGACGGGUUCGUACCCGCCAACUAUGUGAGAGAAAUAGAACCCAGGGUCGUACCGGUCCAAGUCCGUCGACCCGAGAAAGUACGCACGGUACAGCGUGUCAAGAAGACGGUACUGGUGAAGCAGGUGGUGCAGGUCAAGAGGGGAGCCCCCGCGCGGCGCCCUAGGGCUCAGCCCCCGGCGCCCGCGCCGCACCCCCCCGUGCAGCAGCGCAUGGAGCAGAUCGAGGGAGAAUAUGAGGAGCUGCUCAAGCUGUCGGAAGCGCGGCGCUUGCAGCUCGAGGACGCCAUCAAGCUGUACAGCUUCUUCGCGGAAUGCGAUGACUUCGACAAGUGGAUCCGUGACAAGGAGAAGAUGUUGCGCGCUGAAGAUGCAGAGGACAGUGUUGACACCGCCAAGAGGAAGUACGAGAAGUUCGUCACAGACCUGUCAGCAGCCUCCAAACGCUUGGAAAGCAUCGAUGCGGCCGCUGAAGAGCUGGUGGCGGCUAACCACAGCCAGGCUGCCAAAGCCACAGCCAGGAGACAGCAGCUGAGGCAGCAGUGGGACCGCCUGCUGAGGCUCAAACAGCAGAAAGAGAAGAGUCUAGAAGGAGCAUCGAGCGUGGAACUCUUCAACCGUACCUGCGACGAAGCACUAGACUGGAUGUCUGAGAAAGAGCAACAGCUGGCAGCAGGCGGAGCACCCGCCGCCGACCUGCGCACUGUGCGCGCGUUACAACGUCGCCACGCGCAGUUGGAGCGCGAGCUGGAGCCUCUACGAGAGAAGGUGAACACCGUCACGCUGCUCGCUGACUCGGUGAAAUCUCAGUACCCCACCGAGCGCGCGAACGUGGAAGGCAGACAGAAGCAGCUGGAGGCCGCCUGGGGCAGGUGCAGGGCUCAAGCGGCUGAACGCAGGGCCCGGCUGGAGAGCGCUGUGGGGCACCAGGUCUUCGCCAACGGGGCGAGGCAGCUGCAGGAUUGGAUACAGAAAGUCCGCGAGCAAGUGUCAGCGGACGUGCACGCCAAAGAUGUGGCCACUGCAGCCGAGCUGGUGAAGCAGCACCAGGAGCUGCGCGACGACAUCCGCGCGCACGACGACGAGUUCAAAGAAGUGAUAGGACUCGGCAAGCAGUUGGUGGCAUCCAAUCCUGCUUUAACCGACGUCGCUGAGACUGCCAAACUCUUGGAGGCGGAACAGCAAGCAAUUAUAAAAGAGUGGCAAGCCAAGGAGCUGCACCUGAAGCAGUGCCUCCAACUGCAGAGUUUCAACCGCGAGGCCGACCAGAUCGACGCCUCCAGCGGCGCGCACGAGGCCUUCCUCGACUACAACCACUGCGGGUCGUCAGUGGACGAGGCCGAGGCGCUGCUCAAACGGCACGAGGAGCUCGAGGCGCGGCUGGCGGCGCAGGACGAGCGCCUCGCCGCCUUCUCGCAGAAGGCGCAAGGACUGGCACAACAGAAGGACAGACACUACGCCGCCGACCACAUCACUGCUCGUCGCGCGGCGGUGCUACAGAGGAGAGACAGCGUACGUCACGCGGCCGCCGAGAGACGGCGGGCGCUGCUCGCUAGCUUAGCACAUCAACAGUUUGUGGCGGCGACUGAGGAGUUGCAGGCUUGGAUACAAGACAAGACCAGGACAGCCAAGGACCAGAGUUACAGAGAUCUGGCCAACUUGGAGCGCAAGCUGCAGAAGCAUGAAGCGUUCGAACGAGAGCUGCAAGCCAACGAGAAACAGCUGAGGAAUGUUGAAAGCAUCGGGCAAGGUCUGCAGAAGUCGGACGCGACGCGCGCGCGCGAGGUGGAGGCCCGCCUGGACGCGCUGCACGCGGCGUGGGAGGAGCUGGUGGCGGCCUCGCGCGACAAGGGCUCCAAGCUGCGCCAGGCCUCGCAGCAGCGCCAACAUCGACGGUCGAUCGAGGAUGCGAAGGCGCGUCUGGUGGAGCUGGAGCGGUCGCUGACCAGCCAGGAGCUGGGCACCGACCUGAGGUCUUGCAAACGUCUGCUCAUACAGCAUCAGGCUCUAGAGCAGGAGCUGAACCAGUGCGAGCAGCGCGCGCAGUCGCUGGUGGCGCAGGGCUCCGACCUGGUCUCCAGCGGACACUUCGACGCGGCCGCCAUCGAGCGGGACUGCGCCGCGUUGCUGCAGGCGGCCCGGGCGCUCCGCCCCCACGCCGUCGAGCGGCGGCAGGCGCUGGAGGCUAGUCUACGACUCCACAAGUUCGCAGCGGAGGUGUCCGGCGAGCUGGACUGGGUGUCCGAGCGCAAGGCAGCGGCAUCCUCCACGGUCCUGCCCAACGACCUGCACGCGGCUCAAGCGGCUCAGAAGAAGCACGCCAAGCUGCGAGCUGAACUGCUGGGCCGGCAGCCGCUGAUCCAUCGAGUGCUGGAACAGGGUCGGGAGCUGCAGAGCGAGGAGCAGCAUCCUCAGGCUUUGAAGAUCAAACAACUGUGCAAGGAAUUAGAAGAGGCUUACUCCUCAGUGUCCCAAGCGGCUGAGGAGAGGGCGGCGAGAUUGGAAGAGGCUUUGAAGGCUCAGCAGUUCCUCCAUGAUGCGCUGGAGGUGGACUCCUGGUUGGCAGACAAGGAUGCUGCACUGUCCUCCGCUGACGUGGGGAAUGAUAGACAUCGGGCCACGCAACUGCUUACCAGGCACAAGGCGGUAGAGUUAGAGUUGGACACGUACGCGGCGAUCAUCUCCGAGAUGGGCCACGUCGCAGCAUCAAUGGCGGCGAGUGGUCACCCCGAGGGUGCUGCGCUCGUGAGCAGGCACGAGCAGCUGGCUGACUCGCUGGCGAGGUUGCAACGGAAGGCUGCGCUGAGACAGGCCGCGCUCGUCGAGAGCGUUUGCCGGCAUGAAUACCUGGCUGAAAGCGCUGAGCUGGAGAGCUGGAUCCAGGAGCAGUACGCGGCAGCAUCCAGCGAAGACUACGGCCAGGACUAUGAGCAUCUGCUGAUCCUCCGCUCCAAGUUCGAGGAGCUCCGACACCGGGUGGAGAGCGGCGCGGAGCGGUUCAACCAGUGCGAAGAGUUGGCUAAGAAGCUUCUGGCAUCUGAAAGUCCCUACAUCGCUGACAUCGAGAAGAGGCAGGAGGCUCUUGGUGAAUCCUGGCAACGGCUGGUAGACCAGAUCCAGUCCCGCGGCGCGCGGCUCCACGCCGCAGGCGAGAUCCACCGCUUCCACCGCGACGCCGGCGACCUGCUGGCACGCGCUGCCGACCGCCGCGCGCAGCUCGCGCCGCCGCCGCCUCCCAGAGACCUGCGCGCAGCAACUGCGUUACUGAGGGACCAUGACACUGCUGAGAACGACUUGGUGGCUAUAGAUGCUCAGAUGCAGGUGCUCCAAGAAGAGGGCGCCCGCCUCCAACGGCUCUGCCCUGGAGGCAACGAGCAGCAGAUUGCGCUUCGGCAGCGCGCGCUCAGCGAAGCGUGGGCUGCGCUUCGAAGCGCUGCAGACGAGAGGCGGAGACUUCUGCACCAGCAUCUCAAGCUGCACCAGUUCUUCACUGAGGUCCGCGACGUGACGUCCUGGUCAACAGCUCUGCGGGGUGAGAUGUCGUCGGGUGGCAGCGCGCGCUCGGCGGCAGCGGCGCAGGCGCAGCGUGCUCACCACGACGCGCUGCGGGCGGAGAUAGAUGCGCGCGAUGACAGCUUCCGCGCUGCACUGGCCGCUGGACAACAGCUUGUUGCGGACGGACAUCCCAACUCACAGGAGAUCGAAGAGCGCUGCUCGGCACUGCUGGAGGAGCGCGCUCGGCUGCAGGGCGCCUGGGCGGCGCGCCAGGUGGCGCUGGACCAGCUCAUCGACUGGCACUGCUUCCUGCGUGACGCCAAACAGCUGCACGACCUGUGCGCCGCGCAGGAGGCCGCUCUGAGUAGCGAGAUCUCCCUCACCAGCAGCGUAGAGGAAGUUGAGCACCAGCUCAAGAAACACGAGGCGUUUGAAAAGCUGUUGGCUACUCAGGACGAGAAACUGACCACGCUGAACAGCCACGGCGACAAGCUGCUGCAGCAGAACCACGUGGAGAGCCAGAGGAUCGCUGACGAGUUGCUGCAUAUAAACGAGAGGAGGAAGAAGCUGUACGAGGCGGCAGCGCGUCGUCGCCAGGCGUUGAUACGGGCGCGCGCGCGUGCGCAGUUCGCGCGCGACGCGGCCGAGGCGAGGGGCUGGAUCGCUGACAAGCUGGCGCAGCUGCCGGCGCACCAUGGUGAAGUGACCAAUCUAGAAGACAAAAUCAAGAAGCUGCAAAAGCACCAGGCAUUCACAGCUGAGCUGGCGGCGAACAGAGCUCGUCUCCAGGAGGUGCAGACCCUGGCGCAGCAGCUGACUCCGGACCCUGAGGUGGAGAAACAGUUGGAUGAACUGCAUAAGGACUGGCAGAGGUUGGAGGCGGCUACUGAACAACGAGGUCGUGGUCUAGAAGAAGCCCAGGAUAUCCUUGAGUUCAACCAACAUCUGGACAAAAUAGAAGCAUGGAUACGAGACAAGGAAAUGAUGGUGCAAGCGAACGAGACGGGCCGCGACUACGAGCAUUGCACAGCAUUGCUGCGUAAACUCGACGAUUUGGACAGCGACAUGAAGGUGGACGACAAACACGUGCGAACCAUACAGGGACUCGCGCACAAGCUGUUGCAACAGGGUCCCACCCAGCAGGCGGAGGCGGUGGCGGCGCGCCGGGACGCCUUCCUCAGCAAGUGGCGCGCGCUCAGCGGAGCCCUGCAGGCCUACCGCGGGAGACUCACGGCGGCGCUCCAGCUGCACUCUUUCAACAGGGACGUGGCGGAGACGGCGGAGCGCGUGGCGCAGAAGGCGGCGCAGUUCGCGCGCGCGGAGUGCGGGCGCGACCUGAGCGCGGCGCACGAGCUGCGGCGCCGGCACGAGGCGCGCGCGGCCGAGGCCUCCGCCAUCGCCGACCGCAUCCGCGCGCUCGGCGCGGACGGCGCCGAGCUGGCCAAGAGUCACCCCGACCAUGCUGGUCAGAUCAAGGCUCGGCUGGCGGAGCUGGACGAGGCGUGGGCGCAGCUGCAGCAGCUGUCCGCGCAGAGGACCGCCGUCUUGGACGAGGCCAUCGCCGAGCACAAGUUCGACGAGAACCUCAAGGAGUUGGAGCUGUGGGUGUCGGAGACGGUGAAGCGAAUGGAAGGCGCCGAGCCGGAGAGCGUGGCUGACGCUGAGGCGCAAUUGGAACAGCAUCAUGAAAGGAAGGCUGAAAUCGACGGGCGUCAAAAAGCCAUCGCAUCACUGCAGAAGGAAGCAGGCGCACAAGACCCGGAGAAGAUGAAACGAGUGGAGAAACUGUCUCAAACCCUCGACCAGGACUGGCUUCAGAGGAAGCAGUAUCUCACACAGGCCCACGAGCUGCAGUUGUUCAAGGAGCAGGCUCGACAGGUGGAAGACUGGCUCGCUGCUAAAGAAGCUUUCCUCAACAACGACGACCUCGGCGAAAACUUAGACGCCGUGGAAACCUUAAUAAGGAAGCACGCAGAGUUCACCAAACUGCUGGAAUCUCAAUUAGGAAGAGUGGUAGAGCUAGAAAAGUUCGCACAGAGCGUGGUGGCGGGCGGGCACUACCACGCGCCCUACAUACAGCGUCGGUUGAGCGCCGUCAGCAAACGUGCGGACUCUUUGAAGGAGAGCUGCCGCGUGCGCGGGCUGCGGCUGGAGCAGUCUAAGCAGCUGCACCAGUUCGUGCGCGACCUGACGCACGAGCGCGAGUGGAUCGAGCUUAAGAUGCAGAUCGCCACCGACACCAACUACAGAGAGCUGUCCAACCUACAAAGCAAGAUCCAGAAGCACGCGGCCUUCGAGUCUGAGUUGGCAGCGAACAAGAAGCGGAUAGACGACGUCGCUGCUACGGGAGAGGAUCUCAUUGAAGCACAACACUACGCGUCACAAGAAAUUGCACGACAUGUAGAAGAUUUGGAAAACCUGUGGAGGGAUCUUAUGUCAGCGGCGAAACUGCGCCGCGACCGUCUCCAGGAGGCCUACCAGGCGCGAGUGUACCUCCGCGGCCUGGACGACUUUACCGCCUGGCUCGACGAGGUGGAGUCCCAACUGCUGAGCGAAGACCACGGCAAGGACCUGUCGUCGGUGCAAGCGCUGCUGAAGCGGCACGCGCGGCUGGAGGCGGCGGUGGCGGCCAAGGCCGACGCGGCGACGCAACUGGCCGACACGGCGCAACAGCUGGCCGACAACAAGCACUUCAUGGCGGAGGAGAUACUGGACAAAGCUGACCAGGCUGUCAAACGGUACCGCCAGCUGCAAGAGCCAAUGCAGAUCAGGCGCGACAACUUGGAGGAUGCUGCACUCCUGCACCGCUGGGAGAGAGAUGCUGACGAGGAACUGAGCUGGCUCAAGGAGCGCGAAGCGACCGUGUGCUCGGACGAGGCGGGUGCUUCGCUGCCCGAAGCGCAGGCGCUGCUCAAGAAGCACCUCGCGCUCGAAGCGGAAAUCAUCGCCAGAGAGUCGACAAUAAACGCUGUAUGCACGCGCGCGGCUGCGCUUAGCAGACGCGGGCACUUCGCCAGCGGUGAGCUAGAGGCACGCUCCCGGGACCUGCGCCUCGCGCUGCGCACGCUGCUCGAGCGCGCCGCCGCCCGCACCGCGGCGCUGAGGGAGCGCUGCGAGCUGCUGCAGUUGUUAAACGAGAUCUGGGAGGCGGAAGCAUGGCUCGCGGAGCGACGCGUGGCUCUAACAGGCGCGGAGGCUGGUCGCGACGAGGAGUCUGUGCUGGCGCUCAUGCGGCGGCUGGAAGCGCUGCAGCGGGAGCUGACAGCCUUCCUGCCCACCCUGACCAAGCUGGACAAGGCUCUGCAGGAGCGCGCGUCAGAGGACGAGCAAGUAAGCAAGAAGCUGGGCGAGCUGAAGAUCUCGUACGAAGAGAUGAAACUGCUGUCAGCCAAGCGCCAGCAGCGGCUGCAGCAGAGCUUGAAGUACUUCAAGUUCGUCCAAGAGUGCGAAGAGGCUCAGGAGUGGAUAAGCGAGCAGAUGGCCACAGCGGCCAGCGAGGAGUACGGGCUCGACGUCGAGCACGUGGAGACUCUCCAGCAGGCCUUCGACAACUUCCUCACGCAAUUACAUGCCAACGAGGGCCGAAUAGAAGCGGUCUGCGAAGCAGGCAACGUGCUUCUAGAAGAGAACACGCCCGAAGCUGACAAAGUGAAGCAGAGGAUAGAAGACAUCCGCGGACUGUGGGACGACCUCAAAGAGCUGGCCAUAGCGAGACAAGAGGCGCUGGCCGGUGCGCGGCAGGUGCACGAGUUCGACCGCGCGGCGGAGGAGACGCUGGCGUGGGUGGCGGAGAAGGAGGCGGCGCUGCAGCUGCUGCGAGCGCUGCACCAGCUGCGCGCGCUGCGGGCCGACCUGCGCGCCAUCCGCGACCAGCACCAGCACCUCACGCAGGAGGCCGAGAGAUUGGGCGGAGCGUUCCCUGACGCUAAGGAGCACGUACUGGCCAAGUUGGAGGACGUGACGGAGUCGCUGGCGGCGCUGGAGGAGCGCGCCGCCCACAAUGAGCACCAGCUGGAGCUCGCCGACCAGCUGCAGGCGUACUUCGACAAGUACCAGGAGCUCAUGGCAUGGACCAAUGAGACCCUGGCGAGGGUGACUGCGCCCGAGUUGAGCGCAGACGUUGCUGCGGCUGAGCGACUGGUGGCGCGACACCGGGACGUUGCCGCCGAGAUGGAUGCCAAGGACGAGAGCUUCCAAACCUUCUAUGCCGACGGCGAGAAGUUGGUGCGCGAAGGGCACUUCAUGUCGCAGGAGGUGGAGACGCGCAUCUCCACGCUGAGGGCUCGGCACGGCACGCUGGCGGGCGUGUGGGCGGCGCGCGCACGGAUCUAUGAACACCACCUCGACGCGCUGCUGUUCCUGAGGGACGCUGACGCGCUCGACCAAUGGAUCACUAGCAGGGUCCCGCUGGUGCGUGACGGCAAGUACGGCGAGAGCCUCUCGCAGACGGAGGAGCUGAUCAACCGGCACCGCGACCUGGAGGAGACCAUCGACGCACAGAGAGACAAAUUCCUGGCGCUCAGGAGGAUCACCCUCAUCGAGAAGUCAUUCCAAGAGCAGAGGGACGAAGAGGAAGCGGCUCGCAGGAAACACGCAGAGCGUCAAGAACAAGAGCGACUGCAGCAAGUGAAGAGGAGAGAAAUGGAGAGGAUCACAGAAGAAAGGAGAAGAGAGACUGAGCUGCAAGACCAGCAGCAACAGCAACUGCAGGGGAUGCAGGUGGAACGCCAGCUCAGCACCGGCGCCAGCACCAUGACGACGGCGCCGUCAGAAGAGAAUCUUGCGCCGGCGCCGCAGUUCGAGCGACUGCCCAAGCCCGAGACCAAUGUCAAACGCGCCGAGAGCAUGAGCGUUGUGAAAACUCCAAAACGCACCCCGUCGUUCACGACGCGUCGCCGCACGCAGAGCUUCCGCAGACAUCGGAGACCGGACGAGCUGCCACCUGUCGAAAUUGAAGGUUACCUGGAGCGCAAGCAGGAGGCGGGGUGCGGCGGCAAGCGCGCGACGGUGCGCUCGUGGCGCGCGUACUACUCCGUGCUGUGCGGGCAGCUGCUGUGCUUCUUCCGCGACGAGCAGGACUUCGCCAGCUCGAAGGCCGCCGCCCCACCGGUCGCCAUUCUGAAUGCGCGCUGCGAGCCCGCGGGCGACUACACGAAGCGCGCGCACGUGUUCCGGCUGGCGUGCGCGGACGGCGCCGAGUUCCUGUUCGCGGCCGGCACGCGCGCGCUCAUGGCCGACUGGGUGGCCAAGCUGCGCUUCCACGCCGCGCUGCCGCCGCAGCUGCAGCUCACGCCCUACAGCGCGCCGCCGCCCGCCGACUCGCCCACCGCCGACCUGCGCCGCCGGCUCAGGAACGCGUCAUCAUCAUCGUCGAACGCGUCGUCGCCGGAGCCGCAACGCCGCACGCGGACGCAGGCGGAGAUCCUCCAAGAGCACCGCAACAGUCAGCGCGCGUCCGCGACGCCGGACCGCGCGUCCGCUGCGUCCGAGCGAGCGUCCGCGACCCCCGAGCGAGCGUCCGCCGCGUCCAGUCAGCUCGGCUCGUCUCCCGACAAGAGUCAACGCACGUCCGUCGAGAGGAACAUCGAAUCUUCUGUUUUACCAUCUCUACCGCCACGGCAGCCUCCGCCAGUCGCAGAAGAUGGUACUGAUGUUAUCCUAAGAAACUCUGAACAGUCUUCGCAUACGUGGGGUCGCACAAGGUUCUCCAAUGGACGGGACAUCAACUCAGAGUUUAUCAAGUCACAGAGAGAGGAAAUUGGGGCACCGCCCUUGCCUCUAAUGGAACCUCCGGAUAGACCACCAACUAUUCCCGAACGUGCGCCCAUUAUACCAGACAGAAACUACAACAUACCGGAAAGGGGCCCCACCAUACCAGAAAGGGGCCCCAACAUACCAGAAAGGGGCCCCAACAUACCAGAAAGGGGCCCCAACGUACUCGACAGGGGUAUAACAGAUAGAAGUAACAACAAUGACAGAAGCUCCUCAGAAAGAUCAGACAGGGGUGACAAAUCUGUGACAGCCCUGGUGAACAGUUACCAGCAGAGGAUGUCGAAGAGUUACCAUGAGAAGGAGGCCAGGAGUUCUGCUACCACUGGCUGGCAGGGCUAUGAGAGGCAGAACAAUAACUGGCAAGGCGAGGGCACUUCGCAUUUCUACACAGCGAGCGAUCUCGCAUACGGCGGCACUGGUUCUGGGAGCAACACCCGUCCCGCCUCCGUCGCCGGCAGCGGUGGGUCACCAGUGGAUCAGAGACCAGCUUCCAGAUCAUCUGGAGAGUCGGAGUUGUCUGUGGGAGGCACGAAAGAGAAGAAAGACAAGAAGAGCGUAUUCGGCGGACUGUUCAGCAGAAAGAAACGACCGCAAAGCCACAUGUAACACGAAAACGUCGCGGCACGGAAGUUGAAACUGACGGAGCGGUGUGGUGGGUACAAACUCCAUAACAUAAUUGUUAAUAAACGUGUAAAUCAUGUUGAAAAGAAACUAAGGAGAAAUCUACCGCAUAUGCUAACUAAAAUCCAGCGUUUUCAACUUCUGUCAUUUUUGUUUGAACAUAUUUUUUUUGGAUGUAAUUUUAACAUUUUUUUUAAAUUGCCAUUAAAUUUUUUUUAAUUUUUUUUUAAUUCGCCAUUUUUUGAUAGUCUAACAAAAAAUAUCAUUUUGUUAUUCAUUAAGUAUUUUUUUAAUUGGCAACUUUUCAAUUGCUUAAGAAUUUACUUUGAUGAACUUUGAUUGUUCUUUUUUUCUAAUGUAGUUAAAAUCAAAUUCUUGUCCAUCAGUGCCUUUAAAAUAUGUUAAGUAAUUGUUUAAUGGCAAUAUUACGAAAAACUAUUUAUGAUUGUUAAGAUGUAUGGCAACGUAAAUGUUUGUUAAAAAAAAGUCAAAAUCUUGUCUAAUCGUGCCUUCUUAUAUUAAUACUUAUAUUUUAAAAAAUGUGUUACGUAUUUUUAAUAUGGCAACAUUAUAACUUGCACUUAUGAAUCGAUAUAAGAAUGUUAAUUUUCAUUAACACAUUUUGUGCCUUUUUUGUAUUUAUAAAGAAAAUAAAAUGUAGAUAUCCGAUAAGUUUCUAUUAUUCCUUUAUCAUACUUUAAAUUUUAGGUCAAAAUUGGCCUUUUUUAUUGUCUAAUCAAAGUGCCCUUUGAAUCGUUUGAUUUAUUUUUAUAUUCUAAGCACAGAUUAAAAGGAAUUUCCAUAAACCACUAUGGACGAGAAAUAUUAGUAGAAUCAAAAAGGCUAGAACCCAAAAAGUUACAAAAGAAAACACUUGUUUUUUUCUAUGUUUCUUCAGUACAAGCAUAUAGGUAAUUUAUUAGGCCUAAAAAUAUUUAACUAAAAAAUUUAAUUAAUACAUUCAACCAUUAAACAUUAAUUAAAUAAUGAAAAAUAGUUAAUUUAAUGUACAAAUUGUUUUUGUUUUUUACAAACUUACUAAAAGGAGUAUCUAGGCUCUAUGUUCGGCUGUAUGUAUGGCUUUUUCUCUUAUAGUUCACGAGUUCUACCAUAAAUUAGUGAAUAAACAGCCUAUUUAGUUGUAAUAUUUUUUUCAGCUUUCUUGUUAAAGGCAAAGGUAUUACUCCGUACAGCCAAAAGUUGUAUUAAAUAAUAAUGAUUUUACAUUUAACAUUUAUAAUCUGUAUUUAAGUUUAAACUUACAGUUUUCAAUGUCCUUUUAAUCUGUGUCUUUGAGUUAUUUAUUUUUUUUAAAUAAUUGUUAAUAAAGUGAGCAUUGGCAAACAAAUCAGUCACAAAAAAAGUUCUUGCGUAAUACUAUUAAUCUUUUUAAAAAAAUAAUUUCUGUAAGGUCUGAAUCACAUUUCAUAUCAUACUAAUAAAUGCAUCGCAUAAAUAUUCCCGUGGGUAAUACGGGGAUAAAAAAUAGCCCAGGUUAUUUGCUGAUAAUAUUGCUUUUCAUUCUAAACAAAGAAACAAACUUACUUUUGCAUAAUUUAUUGGUUAUAAUUAUAAACUGCUAUUAAAUGUGAUUCAGGCUUUUGAAUACAUUCCUGCUAAAACUACAAAACAUUCCUUAAAUGCAUUUGUUUACAAAAAUCAAGUAAAGUAUUAAAUUGACAAUAAAACUUAAAUAAAUAAAAAACUAAAUUAGUUUUAAGACAAUAUAUAAUAAUGCAUCAUUUUAUUUUUUAUUAUUGUUAAGUUGAGAUUUUUAAUCUUAAUAACUUGGAUUAUUAUUUAAAAAAAAAAAAGGUUUUAUUAAAAAAAAACGUGAAUUCCAAUUUUGACACCAACAGUUGUAUCACUAAGCUUGUGAGCAAUCAAUUAAUUUUUAUUUAAUUUAAUUGUUAUUAAAAUAACCUUGAAAAUUAAUAUUAUGUUGAAAGUUUAUUAUUUUUUGCAAUUUGAUUUAUCUUUUAUUUACGUAGUUAGAAGUCAAAAUAAAUUAUACAAAAAUAAAAUAUUUAUCUAUACUAAUAUUAUAAAGAGAAAAACUUUGUUUUUAUGUUUGUUUGUUUGUUUGUAAUGAAUAGGCUCAAAAACUACUGGACCGAUUUUAAAAAUUCUUUCACUAUUCGAAAGCUACGUUAUCCACAAGUAACAUAGGCUAAAUUUUAUUUUGAAAAAAAAAUAGGGUUCCGUAAGAUUUUUAGGUCUUUCGGACACAAGGUGUAAAAAACUAACCAGAAAAGUAGGGUAAGGGUAGGUAGGAGUAGGGUAGGGGUAGCGGUAGGAUAGGGGUAGUUGAAAGUUUACAUCGAGUUUCACGCGGACGAAGUCGCAAGCGUCGGCUAGUCAUAAUUUAAAAUAUUAUCUUAAUAAAUCAGUUUGGCUUCAAGUUAUUUAAAAUACCCGAGAAUAACUUGUUCUUCAAAUAAACGCGUUACCAACUGAGUCGUCGCUCCAUAAUACAGAUUAUAUAGCCAAUUUGAAUAGCUUACACAACCAGGCCUCUUUUUUUUAAAUAUAAAAUACCUGAGUAUAACUUGUGCAAUUCUUCAAAUAAACGCGUUACCAACUGAGUCGUCGCUCCAUAAUACAGAUUAUAUAGCCGAUUUGAAUAGCUUACACAACCAGGCCUCUUUUUUUAGGGAAUAUGGAGCAUAGGCCCACCAUACUUCUAAUGUAACAAAUUAUGACUUCACGACUCAGUUGAUAACGCAAUUUGAUAUUUAUGUUGAUUGCAAGUCGAGUUUAGUAAUCCGCUGUUUAUAACUAAGUACAACUUAAUGAACCACCCAUAAUUAAAAUAUUAUACAAUCGUUGAAUUUUCCGUAGUUUAUUGCAAGUUAUUUGUUGAGGUGUCAAAGUUGGAUAGUUUUGUCGCAGACUAAAUGAUGGAAUAGACGGAACAACUACAACAAAACAACAGAGCCUCAAUGGCUCAACGGUAAGACCGGUCGGACUCAUCACCGAGGGGUGGUGGUUCGAUCCCCGCCCCGUUGGUCUAUUGUCGUACCCACUCCUAGUACAGUGUUUGUUGACUAGUUGGAGGGGAAUGUGAAUGUUGGUCAUAUUUAAAAAAAGAAAUGGCAAAUAUUCUUUUUUUUUUAUAAAAACAAACAAACAAAAAGUAAACUAUUUUACUAAGUAUGCAUAACUGUACUUGAUGCAGUUAUGCAUACUUAGUAAAAGCGGUCGGACUCAUCACCGAGGGGUGGUGGUUCGAUCCCCGCCCCGUUGGUCUAUUGUCGUACCCACUCCUAGUACAGUGUUUGUUGAAUAGUUGGAGGGGAAUGUGAAUAUUGGUCAUAUUUAAAAAGGAGAUGGCAAAAAAAUAACUAUUUUACUAAGUAUGCAUGACUGUACUUGAUGCAGUAAUCAUUAUGGGUACAAAUCACACAGCCCUGAUCAGGACGGCUUGUCUAAAUACAGACGCGAAUAAAAAACUUACAUGUAUAUUGCAUAUGCAUUACUUUGAACAGCUAUGUGCCAAUUUAUAUUUACAGCACGAAAUGCAUAGAGCAUGAUAAUGUACCUAAGAAAAAGAACCUUCCAAUGCAGAGCUCUUGUCUUGUCAGUAAAAACUGUAUUCUUGAUUUAAAAUUCUUAAUAAUAUUGUGUUUACUUUAUAGUGUAUAUUGGGUAUAACUUAAAAAACGAAAAUCUUAAUAAAUGUGAUAUUUUGUUAUAGUAAAAAUCAUUGAAAAGUAUUAAAAAAUUGCGUGGUAAUUUCUUAUAAUUUAAAAAAAAAUUAAAUUGAAUUUAAAUUGCAAUAUAAAUAACUCUGCGUCUAUUUUUCAUUUAGUCUGUGAAUUUUCUAAAAUAAGUUAAACGUAAAGUGUGUUUUUCGUCUAUUUUUUUUUUUUUCGCUCUGUAUACAUAAAUGUAAGAUACUGGAUUUGUUGUAGGUACUGUAUACAAAAAUAUAUAUUUUUUUGUAUAAUUAGUUUACGUAAGUCAUGUUUAUUAUAACUAAAAUUAUGAAAUAUAUAUUUUGCAUAAUA